GGUUUGCACUGUAGGUGGCUGUGCAGUCGUAAAGCCAGCAUGUUCUUAUCUGCAGUCGUCGCAGCGCUGUCAACACCUGUAGAUAAAGCAACACGCUGGCCACUGGUAGUGUAAGCGACAGUCGUGAAGUAAGUAUGUCCCGCCCGUUUCGGAGUUGUCUUUAUGGCACUGCGGCAUCCAUUGUCGCUACACGCGCUUGAUUGGCCCGCUUCCAAAAGUUGGCCGGUGCACUGCACCGAUCACUUCAACCACCGCGUGAUCGUGCUCGCCGAACCAAGAGGCUUCGCCCUAAAUUUGUAUAUGAUAGCGCUGAUCUGGAUGUCCCAUAAUUUCUUUUUUUGUCUGGCAUGCCCAGUACAAAAAACCGGCAGAGUACGCGAAACCAGUACACUGGCGUGCGUAGAUGGAAGUUGGGAAUGUACUUUUGCACAGUUGGAUAAAAUUCUGAAUGAUGCUGCUCGUCAUCCAGUUGACGGAAGAAUUUAUUUGCCGAUUGAUAACAACAAGGAAAAAUCCAAUGCCACCGCCGACAACCUACCCAUUGUGUUGGCAAAUUCUGGCGACGAGGCUAUAUUCCAUUGUCCUCUGCCACUGACUCCCAACAUUACGGUGAUGCCGGACAUUGCCUGGGCACAUAACGGUCAAGUGGUGACUGUCAACAGCAGCAACAGCAUUGAUGUCACGGCCCGCUAUGACGCUAGUCCCGCCGUAGAAAUUCCGGCAUCCGCCGCUACUCUGAUCCUGAAGAACGCCAAGUGGAGCGACCGAGGCGUAGUGGAAUGCCAACAGACGUGCCCAGAUGAGCCGCUGCGAUUCUGCCGGCUGCAAGCCUUCCGUCUGCGGGUGACGCCCACCGCCAGCGAACUCUUCCCAAUCCCGCUGCCUAACGUCACCGUUCGUCGGGCGGCGGAAGCUCGCUUGCAGUGCGUGACCAGCGUCACCCAUCCCAUGGAGCAGUUCGACAGUCACAUUGGCUUCAUUUGGCGGUUUAACCGGCAGUGGCUAGAGGCGCCCAAGAGGCACCCGCUCCGCGCCUUGAUAUUUAUUAACCCAGAAAGCAGCCAGCGAAGCUUUCGCAAAUACGUCCCGCCCGACGCUGUGGCACUGGAUACGGUGUCCGAGUACGGGGUGGAGUACAGUCCAACGGGCCGUCGCGCCACCACGCUGGUGUUGCCCAGGGUGCAGGCCCGCUCGACGGCGCGUAUUGAGUGCUGGGUGCGGCCGGAUUAUACGCGGGAGGUGUGGCUCAUGCAGACGGCCUACCUCCACGUUGUGUGAAUACCAUUUUCCGGGCGACAAAGGCGGAAUACCAGUCAGCCUGAAGAAGGGAGCAGAGUCGGUGAUGCUACUGGCACCGAAUGGACACGUACUGUAGUUCGGCUGACGGAAACCUAUCUCACCCUUAUCGGGAUCGCUCAUGAGCUGUUUUGCACAUACAGAAAUCACUUUUAGAAGCUCGGAUACCGACACCAUCUGAGUGGCGAUGUUGGACGAAGCAACAGACACGUAUUGUCCUUUUUGAAACGGAAAUGAUCGCGCCCGUAUACUUGAACUGACUGACAAAGUUAUCAGGCAUCCUUAGACCUUAAACGGUCUAAAUUUGAUGAAAAUGGUUACCUGUCGCUCAUUCUAUUGUACAUCCAGCAGUAGCGUUCUUCUACGGUUUGUCGUUUGUUGAAGCAUGUUCCCGCAAGCCGGCUUAUCGCUUAUAAUCGGCAAACGGGCCGACAGCAGAUAAUUUACAUGCACAUAAAUUAGUUUAACUCGAAUUGUGUUGCAUUAAUAAUUUAAUUAUGCUUUAUUUUAUGAACUAUUUUACCAUUGUUAGGUAAGCUAAUUUGUUCAAACGUACGAUGGU
Paramacrobiotus metropolitanus is the source of this 1858-nucleotide messenger RNA. RefSeq lists its product as uncharacterized. Bases 163 to 1278 code for a protein of 371 amino acids. Lineage: Eukaryota; Metazoa; Tardigrada; Eutardigrada; Parachela; Macrobiotidae. The record is from RefSeq and is a predicted model, not a curated record. The transcript has 3 exons.